AUGCAAGGGAAUUCGCAUACAAAGGCUGCUGCUGCUGCGGCAUCCGUCGCGUCAGUACCGGCUGGCUCACACGACGCGAGCUGCUCAAAUCUUAGUGACUACCUCAACGAGGACAGUGUCGUUGGUGAUCUGGAGACGUACGACGUUGGGGAGUACCACCUUACCACUUGCCCUAUAUGCUUGGAGCACUUCACCCUAGACAACCCUGCCAUUCUCCUCAAGUGCGAGCAUGGGUUUCACCUGCAGUGCUUGGAGUCGUGGCGACAGCGGUCCUCGAUGUGCCCGAUGUGCUUUGCGCCUGUGGUGGGCGACGAGGGACGUCUGAUGAGCAGUUGCGAUGUCCGUAGACGCCGUUGCAUGCGACUAAAGCCGCCCUCAGCCUCCCACCACGAAACGGAGCGCAACGCACUCAUUACAACAACAGUCGCUCAGCGGAUGCCACAGCCUAACUGCGAGGUGGAGCACGCAUCUGAGCAGGAUGAGGAAAUCGAGGUGAUUGAGGUGACAUCCCGAAAGGGCGGCGUGCACUGGGUGUGGUCGUGGUUGCGUGAAUGCUGUGCUUUCUAG
Messenger RNA from Leishmania mexicana MHOM/GT/2001/U1103, 567 nucleotides. RefSeq lists its product as hypothetical. The record is from RefSeq and is a predicted model, not a curated record. The transcript has a single exon. The coding region runs from base 1 to 567 and encodes 188 amino acids. Lineage: Eukaryota; Euglenozoa; Kinetoplastea; Trypanosomatida; Trypanosomatidae.